Messenger RNA from Hypomesus transpacificus, 2096 nucleotides. It is a transcript of the gene sox21b, whose product is annotated as SRY-box transcription factor 21b. The transcript has 2 exons. Gene Ontology annotation, biological process: cell differentiation; anatomical structure morphogenesis; regulation of DNA-templated transcription. Bases 311 to 1036 code for a protein of 241 amino acids. Gene Ontology annotation, molecular function: RNA polymerase II cis-regulatory region sequence-specific DNA binding; DNA-binding transcription factor activity, RNA polymerase II-specific. Lineage: Eukaryota; Metazoa; Chordata; Actinopteri; Osmeriformes; Osmeridae. The record is from RefSeq and is a predicted model, not a curated record.
GCUUCACAAAUCCUUAUUUCACAUGGGGCAGCCCGGAGUUAUCAUCCAUUUGCGUAAAUGCUGGAUUCAAGUGCUGAGUGGCGGUUAACAUUCUCUGGCGAUAGAGCAAAUACAAGAUAACAACUGCUACACCGGGUGUAUUGGCUUCCGACUUCUGUGUCAUAUUGUCGUCGUCGGAUAUCAGAAUGAAUCAGAAAACCUAACUUUUACACAGUUAUUCAUCAGUGCGCUGUAUUUUUCUCUUUUCCAUACGGAUACGAACGGGGGGGAUGAAGAACUGAAAUCUAAGCCAAAAGUACUUUGUACCAACAUGUCGAAACCAAUGGAUCACGUAAAGCGCCCGAUGAAUGCUUUCAUGGUUUGGUCCAGGGCUCAGCGGAGAAAAAUGGCUCAGGAAAACCCUAAAAUGCACAACUCUGAGAUCAGCAAGAGAUUGGGAGCGGAGUGGAAACUUCUCACCGAGUCAGAGAAAAGGCCAUUCAUUGACGAAGCUAAACGACUGAGGGCCAUGCACAUGAAGGAACACCCAGACUAUAAAUACAGACCUAGGCGGAAGCCAAAGACUCUAAUGAAAAAAGACAAGUUUGCUUUCCCAGUGCCCUACAACCUUGGAGAGCACGACGCGCUCAAAGUUAGCGGUCUAUCUAGUGGAACACUUUCCGAGUCCCUUUUAGGAAACCCCGACAAGGCUGCAGCAGCAGCCGCAGCCGCAGCUGCCAGGGUAUUCUUCAACCCGUCCAUGUCCACGAACCCCUAUUCAUUUUUUGACCUCGGGUCGAAGAUGGCAGAGCUUUCCCAACCAUCGUUUUCGUACGCCUCUCCGUUGGGGUACCACAGUGGCACAGCAUUCACUGGAACUGGCGGUGGAGCUCACACUCACUCACAUCCAUCUCCGGGCAACCCUGGCUACAUGAUCCCCUGUAACUGUGCAGGCUGGCCCUCAGCGGGGCUCCAGCCACCGUUAGCCUAUAUCCUGCUUCCAGGAAUGGGCAAGCCACAACUAGAACCGUACCCCGCAUAUGCCGCGGCAUUAUGAUAAUAUGGACCUAGAAGUUGUUUAAAUGUGAAAAAAAAUAUUCAUGCAAGAAUUUAUUAUGCAUGCACAAAUUUGUACAUGUGAUGAAGUGCUCGUCGUCUCAGAUAUCACAUGUGUAUGUAUAUUGAUUAAUGCCUUUAUCUAAGGUAGCUUAUUAUGCUUAUUUAGAGAACUCUCUAAAAUACAAUUCAGCUAUCACCUGGCAGAGGAAAGGAACAAACGGAUGGCAUAAUACAGAAACCGGAGAGGAAAGGGUAGGAGACCAGUUUACCCUUGUCAAUGUGAAUACUCAUUUGAAAGGUACCAUAUUUGAUUUCUAUCUGUUGCAGUUGCACUUGCUUCCGACCCUUUGGAAUCAAGUGGGUGGGUAGGUGACAGCGUCCAAUGAGACCAAUGAUGACCACUUUUUUAAUUUGUUGACUAUUUCUUCUGGUAAUUCAGUAAUAUUUAGGAACUUUAAUCACACACUGAUGGGUUUACAAAUGUAUCAUGCACCUGCUACCUGUAUCAUCUUCAAAACAAAAUCAGAAUUACUGUAAAUGUGUACAGAUAAAUGAUACUAGUUGAUUUUUCAUUAGACUAGUUUUUGAGAUAGGCCCUGGAACAGGCAUGGUUGUUUGACUAGAAAUCCGGUGUAUAUUUUAAGUUUUUAAACACUGUUUUAUGGAUGUCUGUAAUAUUUAUUGUUUGGUGGAAGCAUAUGGUGACCCAAGCGAUUUACCAGAGGACGUUGUCCUGUAACAUUUGCACAGGAAAUAUGAAGUGCUUAUAUGAUGUAAUUUAUUGAAGGAGAAACUCUGCCAAGUAUCCCCAAAGUUUUGAAUCGACUACAAAACGUCGAUCUUUCUUUCAACUAUCACUGACAAUUUUUGUUUCUUUAGACAUCCGCAUUUAUGUGCAUUUAAGUGCAUAUAAGAAGCAUAAUUCGUUUUACUAACUCUUAUUGAAGUUGUAUGUUUUGUGUUUUAUUUAACACCACUUACAUGUACUUUAAACUCUUAAAUGCUAUUCUGUUCAUUUGUUGAACAAAGGAUUAUAAUAAAGCGUAUGCGGACAAAUG